GCGGCACCGCACGAGGACGGAAGGACACCCGCCAUUGAAUCAGGUUCACAACGUGAACGAUACGUUGAAUCGCUAUCUGUGAAAUAAAAGGUGCAAGUGUUUAUUACAUACCUAACGCUGGUAUUUAGUUGGAAGAAUGGCGUACAGAGGACAAGGACAGAAGGUCCAGAAGGUUAUGGUUCAACCCAUUAACCUCAUUUUCAGGUACCUACAAAAUCGUUCACGGAUCCAGGUCUGGUUGUAUGAACAGGUGAACAUGCGGAUAGAAGGCUGCAUUAUUGGUUUCGAUGAGUACAUGAACCUGGUUCUAGAUGAUGCUGAGGAAGUCCACAUGAAGACUAAGAACAGAAAGCCACUGGGGCGGAUCAUGUUGAAAGGAGACAACAUUACCUUGCUGCAGAGUGUGUCCAACUAGUGUCAACGGAGACGACUACAAAUCUUACCUUUCCUAGAAUGAAAUAUUUUCUCUUUCUGUUUUUUUUUUUUUUUUUUUUACAAAUGCAAAGUAUGUUUGUGUUUAUUUGACAUGAAUAUUGUAAUGGUUUCUUUCUAUCACAUGGUUCCAUUUUGAGAAUAAAGUGUUUUGUUUUUUUUCUUACA
Stegastes partitus (bicolor damselfish) is the source of this 600-nucleotide messenger RNA. It is a transcript of the gene snrpe, whose product is annotated as small nuclear ribonucleoprotein polypeptide E. The coding region runs from base 137 to 415 and encodes 92 amino acids. Gene Ontology annotation, cellular component: spliceosomal complex. NCBI's taxonomy places the organism in Eukaryota, Metazoa, Chordata, Actinopteri, Pomacentridae. Gene Ontology annotation, biological process: mRNA splicing, via spliceosome. The transcript is spliced from 5 exons. Gene Ontology annotation, molecular function: RNA binding. The record is from RefSeq and is a predicted model, not a curated record.